AUGAAAUACCUGCUACAACGAAAGGAGGGUGCCCCCAUUAUUGUUUUUUGUGAACAAAUGUGCAAUGCACUUUCCAAACUGAGAUGCAGCAAUACGAAGCGUCGAGUCUGCCGGGAAACCACACGAAGAAGAAGAAGGAGGAGGAGGAGGAGGAUGAGGGUGCGAGUCAAAGAAGUGGAACCCUAGUGGCCAGUGUGGAUGAAGGAAGCAUGCAGACAAUAAAGUGUGUGGUGGUGGGUGAUGGUGCCGUGGGUAAGACUUGCCUUCUAAUCUCUUACACAACAAACGCCUUCCCGGAGGAGUACAUCCCCACCGUGUUCGACAACUACAGUGCCCAGAUAAGUGUGGACGGCCGCGCCAUCAGCCUCAACCUGUGGGACACGGCUGGCCAGGAGGAGUACGACCGCCUGCGCACCCUCUCCUACCCCCAGACCAAUGUCUUCAUCAUCUGUUUCUCCAUCGGCAGCCCCUCCUCUCAUGCCAACGUACGACACAAGUGGCACCCAGAGGUAUCCCACCACUGUCCUGGAGUUCCAGUGCUGCUGGUGGGCACCAAGAAGGAUCUGCGUGGAGAUGUGGAGGCGGUGAAGAAGUUGAAGGAGCACGGCCUGGCCCCCACCAACCAACAGCAGGGCAAUGCCUUAGCCAAGCAGAUCGGCGCCGUCAAAUACCUGGAGUGCUCAGCUCUGAUGCAGGACGGUGUGAGGGAAGUGUUUGAAGAGGCCGUGCGAGCUGUGCUCUACCCCGUAACCAAGAAAAAUGGCAAGAAGUGUGUUGUGUUAUAACUAUGUGCCUAGACUGUAGGGGGACUGGGGGAAGAGACUAACGAUUGGCGCUGCCAUUUUGGCUCCCAUUAUGCCUUCCACGUUCUAAUCCUCGCCACGUUUUUGCCUGGCUUCAAUAUUAAUUGGUUGUUUGUCAAGAGGUCCUCUACACUAAGAUGUGGUUUUAAUUGAUGCCAACAGCCUUCCUAUGGAUUUUUUUUUUGUAUCUGAAUUCAAAACUACAGUGACGAUGCUGAGGGAUUUCAAUGGUGCCUUCUCAGCAACUUGCUGCCUUGUCCUCACUGGCUGUAUGUUUAAGAAGAUUACAAUUGAUUUGACACCUUUGCUUUUCUCCUUCAUCAGGCCAGUCUUGUAAUGUGUUGAUCUUUUUCUGUGAACUUUGCCCUUGUUUUCAUCUGAUGUGAUUUACAGGAAUGUUGUGUCAAUCAGUAGCCACUGUUAAACAUUAUGUUCAUUCCUCUGUGCCAUUACAGUAAUAGUUGUGUGGAUUGUCAAUAAGAUAGUUUGCCUUUAACGUGGUUCAUAAGCCAGGGUGACAGGAUAUCUGCCGAACUGGUAUGAGACAAGCACGGGUGUAUGUAUGACACUGUCACCCUGAACACAUGCACACUUUGAUUAGAACAGUGUCUCCUAUUGCUCUGUUACACACUCUCUUACUCUGUAAAACCAUGAGCUUGCCAUUCUGCUUUGUCAAAACAAAGUCCUGAUUGUGUCAGAGUGAAUACAGAUUUGGGUAGCUGCUAAGUAAACAGAUGCCCUAAAGAUUGUUAUUUUUGUAUUGCUGGUGGGAAAAGUCAUGAACCAAUAAUUUGAGUGUUUAGUGAUUAACACCCCCCCCCCCCCCCCCCCCAAAGUCUAACUCUGUCAGCUGACCUGCUUACGGGUAGUCAUUAUUUUUUGUCUGAAGGCAAACAGAAACCACAAGUAAACUACAUUCUAUGUUCUAUUGUAACUCAUUGAAAUCGGUGCUGAAUAAUGCUACACAUUAGGAUGUCAUAAAAGUUGUUUAGUGUUACUGGCCUCAUUGAGGAAUGUGUGUUGAAGGUACCACAUAUCAGCAGUAAUGCUGCUUAUUCCUGGCUAACUGUUAACUUAUCUAAGUGUAAUGGCAAGUAUGUAUGGCUAAUACUGCAACAGGAGCUGCAAUCCUAACAGUUACUUGUGCUGCAUGAACAUGCUUGUUGGAGAGUGGAAGGCAUAGGCCUACAUUUUUACCCAAACUACUCUAGCAGGACGUGAUGUCAUAUGGGAUCUGUAAUGAGUUGAUGUGCAGCUUCUGUAAUUAAGAGCCACAUGGUCAGCUGGUUUUUCCCAUCAGACCAAAUUCAAUUUAGUGAUGUGAAAUAUUGCAUUUUAGGUAUAAUUCAUAGAAAUUUGCUGACUGGACAAUACAUGUGGUGGAAACCUGCAGAGUCUAGCACUUGAGACCUGAAGUUGCGCUUCCUCUGUGUGGAAUUCUUUACCUUCUCAAACAGAUGGAAUUAAUUCUACCCUAACACUGACUGAUAACAGAUUGGUUCUGGUGGAAUGUAAUAGUUUUUUUUAACCAGAAACCUGCUAUGAAAUGUACAUCUAAUUGCCAAAAUAAAGGAAACACUUGAGUAAAUGAGGAAUAAAAGUAUAUUGAAAGCAGGUUCUGCCACACAGGUGUGAUUCCUGAGUUUAUUAAGCAAUAAACAUCCCAUCAUGCUUAAGACCAUGUGUAAAAAUGCCCAGUUGCCUGUUAUUUUGGCAACCAUGGCAAGAAGAGAUCUGUUACUUGGAAAGAGGGGUCUCAAAUGAGCAUGGGGGUUUAAAGGAUGUGUGUGUGUCAGUCACCAGAUCGCAACCCAAUUGAACACAUGGGAGAUACUAGAGCGGUGCCUGAGACCGCAUUUUCCACCACCAUCAAUGAAACACCAAAUUAUGGAAUUUCUCAUGUAAGAAUGGUGUCCAAUAGAUUUCCAGACACUUGUAUAAUCUAUGCCAUGCUGUUCUGGUGGUGCAUUGUGUCCCAACGCCCUAUUUAGACAUUUUAUGUUGGUGUUUCCUUUAUGUUGGCAGAGACCUGUAUAACAGGUUAUAAUGGUUCAAUUAAGUAUUUUUAAGUAGACCUAUAUAUUCCCUUAUUACUUUGGUGCUCAAUUCCAUUCUGUACUGCAGACUAAAGAGUGUUGGUUGUGGUAUUUAUGAUCCAAGAGAGACAUUUUGGUAUUCAUUUUAUAUUCCAUUUAAUUCCAGAUACAAGUGUCAUGGUCUUUACCUUUAUGUGUAAAGACUCAACUUUAUAUAUUUUUGAUUCAAUCCUUUUUUACAAUAAGUCAAUGUGUGUACUGUACAAUAAAUAUUUCAGAUAAACGAUUA
This is a messenger RNA of Oncorhynchus masou masou (cherry salmon), 3128 nucleotides long. Its product is annotated as rho-related GTP-binding protein RhoG-like. The record is from RefSeq and is a predicted model, not a curated record. Gene Ontology annotation, molecular function: protein kinase binding; GTP binding; GTPase activity. NCBI's taxonomy places the organism in Eukaryota, Metazoa, Chordata, Actinopteri, Salmoniformes, Salmonidae. Gene Ontology annotation, biological process: motor neuron axon guidance; cortical cytoskeleton organization; small GTPase-mediated signal transduction. The transcript is spliced from 2 exons. Bases 84 to 785 code for a protein of 233 amino acids. Gene Ontology annotation, cellular component: cell projection; cytoskeleton; cytoplasmic vesicle.